Molecule: messenger RNA, 753 nt
Organism: Telopea speciosissima
Lineage: Eukaryota; Viridiplantae; Streptophyta; Magnoliopsida; Proteales; Proteaceae
Exons: 1
Coding region: 1-753 (250 amino acids)
Source: RefSeq, a predicted model, not a curated record
AUGUCGACCGCGGAGCACAUUACUCAUUUCACAGUCCAAUAUGGGAACUUAGGAGCCAAUGAGGUGCAGAAGUUAAGGCUUUUUCCCAAUUCCCUGACUGGAUCGGCUUUCUCUUGGUAUAUUACUUUACGUCCUACUUCGGUCCAAAGCUGGAGGGAGAUGGAGGACCAUUUCCAUGCCCAGUUUUACAGGACCGAGCCUAUGGUUUUCGUGGCUGACUUGGCAAAAAUGUGCCAGUUUCUGGAUGAAUCGGUUGAAAAGUUUGUAAGCCGGUUCAAGAUAGCUCGGUAUAAAUGUUUGACAAUGUUAUCAGAAAAUGAAUUUACAAAGAUGGCCUUGGGCGGAUUGCAUUUCGAGGUAAGAAAGCGAUUCGCCGGCCAGAAGUUCACUGACCUAGGCCAAUUGGUGGCCCAAGCAACCAGUUACGAACUUCUUCUCAGAGAGGAGGAAGACCUAAAGUCUUCUUCUCUAGGAAUUUAUUAUAAGCCACCGGCGCCGACCAUUAUGGGGUCACGAGCCCCUAAAGUAGCUGACUUCGCAGACUAUGAAGACUGUGACGAAGACUAUGAGAUCAGCAUUACUGAGAUCAUCUCUGGCAAACCAUAUGUAUGUAAAGCCUUGGCCCAAAUGGCUGAACAGUCGGGGAGUGCACCUGCCAAGACUUUUCGGGAUAGAGAUGCAAAGAAUAAGUACACAUAUGAUACAACUAAGGCCGAGCUGGUCUUUGAUCAUGUUGGCAGAACCGUGGGUUAG